Rhagoletis zephyria (snowberry fruit fly) is the source of this 1611-nucleotide messenger RNA. RefSeq lists its product as uncharacterized. The record is from RefSeq and is a predicted model, not a curated record. Lineage: Eukaryota; Metazoa; Arthropoda; Insecta; Diptera; Tephritidae. Gene Ontology annotation, molecular function: nucleic acid binding; RNA-DNA hybrid ribonuclease activity.
CACCAAAUUGGGGUUCUCAGAGGCAACAGAAAGCAGGUAAUUUUGUGCUCCACAGAUGUAUCAAACGCGUAUAAUUGCGUCAACAUUNUAUAAUUGCGUCAACAUUAAUACCCUUCAACAAAUACUUGUAGACCUGAAAGUAGAGAAACUCUAUAUUGACUGGAUAAUAAAUUUUUUGGCUAGCAGGACGUUAAAACUAGGAAACAGUACAGUUGAAAUUAGUAAUGGGCUACCGCAAGGAAGUGUACUCUCACCAAUCCUCUUUAAUAUUUAUACGAAACGACUACACAAUCUAUCUGACUCUAAUAUGCAAAUAUACCAGUUCGCUGACGACUUUUUCUUUGUAUCAUCUGGCAAUAGUUUUCCCGAGGCUAACAGCAACCUCCAGGCAAAACUAGAUAACUUCAUUGAAAUCUGCAGCCAACUACAACUAAGUUUCAACCCAAGCAAAACUAAAGUUAUGCAUGUUAGCAGAGGACCAAAAAAGGAAAUUAAUGUCACUAUCGGCCAGACUAGAUUGCUACAAGUUAAUGAAAUUAAAGCACUGGGUAGAGUAGUAAACAGCUCUCUGACCAUGAGUAGUCACUACCAAACCACCAUAGAGGCAACGUCCAACAAUAUCAAGUUUUUCAAAUACCUAACAAAUGUCAAAUCUGGCCUACAUCCUCAGAAAGCCAUGAACAUAUACAAAAGUCUGGUCAGGUCUAAAAUUGAGUAUGGAUACACCACUGCUGCUAAUGGUGCCAAAUCUGCCUCCAAAAAAAUACUCACUCUACAAAACAAAUUUCUCAGAAGAUGCUUGGGUUUAACGCCCUCUACCCCUAUUCCCACCAUGUAUGCACUGGCCAAUGAACUGCCUCCUGCAGAGAGGUCAAUAUGGCUUGCAGCGAAAGAACUGGCUAAAAUGUUUGCGGUUAAUGACCCCAUAGUUGCUUCGGUUAGAUCCAGCCCCCCUGUGAACUCCAGUUACUCCUUCACAUAUAACAAAUUCAGGCAAAUUUUCGAACGGCUUGAACCUGUGGGGGAUCACCCCACCUCCACCAACUGUGAAAUAAUCGACAGCGCUUUCCCUGGCCUCAAGGCCACAAUGACUGCUGAAUGUGCCAAUGCUCACUUCUCUAGGAUGCUCAACAAUUACAAGGAGAGGAGAUUUAACAUCAUGUUCACCGAUGCAUCGCUCUCUGACAGUAGGACUGGCUGUGGCAUAUAUAAUUACAACUGUGACACUGAAACUGCAUUCCACCUACCCUUUAAGUCUUCCACAGCCUUUGGGGAACUCUUGGCCAUUGAAGAGGCAAUUAAUAUCGCCUCCAAUAAUAACUACCGCAAAUUAGUAAUUUUUACUGACAGCCGUAUGUCGUGCCAAACCCUUAAAAACCCUAACUCACUCAAUAGCAUCGCUAGUAGAAUCCUACGAAAAGUCCACGUAGCUGCUUUCGACAGUAUCCACAUUGUAUGGAUACCCAGUCACAAAGGUGUUCCGGGGAAUGAAAGGGUAGACAGCAUUGCCAAAAAGGCAAUUGACAAUAGCAGUUGUAAAGACUACUUAUAUACAACCNCACGUAGCUGCUUUCGACAGUAUCCACAUUGUAUGGAUACCCAGUCACAAAG